AGUACAGCAAGAACCAAAACAAGUACAGUAGACUCUCUCUCAAUCGUGAAUAUGGGGCAAAAUGUCAUCCGGUUUAGCGAUAGAAUUUAGCGUCAAAGCCUCUGUAAAUUCCACAAAAAGUGCUCAAUUAUAAAGAAUCACGAUAAAAUAGGAAGAACUACAGCGAAUUUGAGAAAAUUAGCUCCAUAAUUAAGCGUGAAAACUGUCAACAAAAUUUGACGCCCGAUUGAGAAAGAGCCGAUUGAGUGAGAGUCUACUGUAGUAGAAAGUUUUAUGAAUGAAAUCUACAAUUUUUAAUGAAAUACAUAUUGAUUCACUAAAUAUUGAAUGAAAUUUAGUCAGUUGAAGUGCGUUCUACAGUUCCGCAUUGAUUUUGCAGAGGAAAAGUCCUUGUCACGAGGUUCUCGACGGCCAACUGAAUCCUCGAGGGUAGCCGAUGGGGAAACUUUUGAACGUUCUCUUCGUUGGUCACAACGGAUUUAAGCAGUUUCGUGACGACACGAGAUUGCCAUCAUUGGAUUUUGCCGAAAUCGAUAUUGACCCUCAUAGUCGGCGAUUUGAGGGAAAGUCCAUCAAAGUUGCUGCAACUCUCACUUUUAGUGCUUUUGCGGCGGGAAAAUUUAUUGUUUUCAGAGGAUUUAUCAAUGGAGAAGAAAAGACUGUAUUGCAUGAUUUUACUGAGGAAAUCUCUGAUAUUUCCUGCAAUACCAAGCACUGUUUGAUCUUGCUGAAGACUGGAGAAAUUUAUCAGUUUUCAGUGAUGAGAAAUCAGUUGAUUCUUUUGAAUUUUCUCUCCACUGAAAAUAAUUCUGCUGAAAAAGACUUUGUUACGCAUAUUUCUUGUGGGGAAACCAAGAAUAUUGCUGUUACCAGGCAAGGUGCUAUAUAUGAUAUUCCCUCGAAAAUCCACCAAUUUGAGAAACACGUGAAAAUCCAGAAAAUCUCCUGUGGACACGAACAUGCAGUUCUUCUAACAAAGAAUGGAGACGUUUAUUCAUGGGGAAAUGGACUGAGGGGUCAAUUGGGUCACGGAGACUUGGAGGGCCAUACAGAACCUCAACUAAUUGAAGCUCUAAGUGGAAUAAAAAUCGUGGAUAUUGCAGCUGGAGGAUGGCAUAGUGCUGCAGUAUCAGCUUUUGGAGAUCUCUACACUUGGGGCUGGAAUGUGAGUGGACAGCUGGGAAUCUCAGUCUCUAAUCCUUCCUUGCCAACAGCAAAUUUCACCCCUGUAGUGUACAGUAUUCCUGAAAUAAUCGAUCUACCUCGGGACGGGGACGAUGACCUCAAUGCCCAAUUCAAAGUCACGGCAGUUUCUUGUGGGAAUCAGCACACAUUCAUUAAAACCGAAUGUAGGCGAGCCCUAUCAUCAGGACAUAAUAAAUUUGGGCAAUUGGGCAUCAAGAAAUCUUCAAAAAAGAUUUUUGAGGAUUCAUUCUCAAUUGUAAGAGAAGAUUCAGCAGACUGUUCAAUUAUAUGUGGCACCUACUGUACUAUCUGGAUCAUGCCUCGACUGUAAUUUUUCUCUCAGUACUAAACUACUUCAGCAGGGGCUUGUGUGUCGUAGAUGGCGCUGUGAGACUGAUUUUUUGAAUUUGUAAAUUCUUAAAGAAAUAAACGGUUAAUGAACAAAUAAAAACAAAA
This is a messenger RNA of Phlebotomus papatasi, 1641 nucleotides long. RefSeq lists its product as uncharacterized. NCBI's taxonomy places the organism in Eukaryota, Metazoa, Arthropoda, Insecta, Diptera, Psychodidae. The record is from RefSeq and is a predicted model, not a curated record. The transcript has 4 exons. The coding region runs from base 437 to 1516 and encodes 359 amino acids.